Messenger RNA from Gongylonema pulchrum, 522 nucleotides. Lineage: Eukaryota; Metazoa; Nematoda; Chromadorea; Rhabditida; Gongylonematidae. The record is from the annotation of a GenBank genome assembly.
AUGUGUAUCAGCGUGGAGCGUUAUUGCGGAGUUAGGGAUUCAUGGCGCUAUCCAAAUGGCAAGCGAUGUAUGAAUAUUGCUCCACUGUCAAUUGGAAUUGCCGUAUGCGUUGCGGUACCAGCGAUACCGUGGGGAAUGUAUACUGAUGCAGUGGAUGUGCCCUAUGUAAGAAGCAGUGGAAGAGUAUUGCAUGAACCUCAUUACAUUUGCGAAUUGACACGAUCUGUGCUACGUGUAUCUGCGUUUCACUUCAUUUGCUGGACGCCAUUCUGGUUCUUCACGUUCGUACCGCCAGUCAUCGAUUACUUUGAGCUCGAUUACGACGACAGCCUUAGCUGUCAUGAGAAGGAAUGGGACUGUCAAGUUCGAGACUGCGGUGAAGGCGGUAAGACAAAUGUUCUGGAAGAUGAGAUCAAACGGAAUUUUGAAUGUUUGGAUAUUUUCAGGGUAAUGAAUGCCCGACUGGUUGCCAACUUGCUGCCUUAUGUCAACUCUUCAGGUGUGUUGCAAGUUUUUUAUUGA